AUGAAGGUGAAAAAGCCCCGUGGCAUUCGCCAUGACCGAGACUGUGGUCGCUGCAAAGACCGAGGGGUCAAAUGUGACUUGAACCGACCGCGAUGUCAAGCCUGUCUCCAGAGUGGAGAAGCAUGCAACUACCCGCACCGAGUUGUGUGGGUAGAUGACAAGAAAUCGAAAUCACCAAAAGGCACUUCAAACAUUCCCAGUGAAGAAUUACACAUUGAAGUUGCCGCCAAGUCAGAAUCGAUUGUCAAUCUAUACGGCUUCGUCGACCUCCUGGACACUUUCUGCCAACAACUUCAAUCCAGCAGCGGCGACAUCCCAGAAGAAGGAAUCCAACUGAUUUCACGUACGCUAAGCUUUGCCCGCUCGCGCAUUCAAGAUGCAAACAAUAAAGAAUCCCUCCAGUCGCAUCUAGUGGCCUUGACAAACCUGAGUCAAGUUAUCCAGUCCGCGCACCCUAUCGCGCUUUUUGGCAUCGCCACCUUCGCCAUGUUUGAAGUAUGCUGCGGAUCUUUUGGCAACUGGCAUUGCCAUCUCCAAGGCGCACGAUCACUACUAGAUCUACACUGCCAACACAAGAGCGAUCUGGACAACCUCUGUGAUGAAAUCGCCGGUCUAGCCGAUGUCCUCCCCUAUCUAGUGUGGUUCGAUGUUACAGGCGCCCUCGUCAGAGAAAGUCCAUUAAUUUUCGAAGACUGGCAUCGCGAGACCUUAUCUACCGGAUUCUUCGACUCUGUCGGAUGUCCACCGGAUACGUUUGAUCUAUUAGUUUAUCUUGCGAAACACCACGACGACGAUGGGAUAGGCACUUUAGACCUCAGUUCUCGGGCAAUGGCCCAAAUUCUACAGCUGAACGCGGGCGACUCGACGGACCGAAAUCUUGCUGCGACCGUGUAUAGAGGGGCCGCUGCAAUCAUGGCGUUCAGUCGUGCGGGAAUGACUACGGGCGGCGAUCCCUCCACAUCGACAUAUCAUUCAACCGUAGUCUCCUCCAUGGUAGAUCGGGCUUGUCAGGCUAUCGCGGACAUCCCUUCUACUUCGAGGUUCUACGUGCAUCUGGCUACCCCCGCAUACUUAACUGGGAUGAGUGCCUCGACAACACGACAGUGCGAGAUAAUCCGCAAUUACUGGAGGAACUGCCAGUCGUGUGAGUUCCCUCGUUAUCCGGACGCCGAGGCACAAUGCGAGAGGAGGUGGAGGAUAUUUGGUGUGGGGGUUAUCGUCGAUUAG
Messenger RNA from Penicillium verrucosum, 1227 nucleotides. RefSeq names its product Zn(II)2Cys6 transcription factor. Lineage: Eukaryota; Fungi; Ascomycota; Eurotiomycetes; Eurotiales; Aspergillaceae. Gene Ontology annotation, biological process: regulation of DNA-templated transcription. The transcript has a single exon. Gene Ontology annotation, molecular function: DNA-binding transcription factor activity, RNA polymerase II-specific; zinc ion binding. The record is from RefSeq and is a predicted model, not a curated record. Bases 1 to 1227 code for a protein of 408 amino acids.